Molecule: messenger RNA, 4191 nt
Organism: Letharia columbiana
Lineage: Eukaryota; Fungi; Ascomycota; Lecanoromycetes; Lecanorales; Parmeliaceae
Exons: 3
Coding region: 1-4191 (1396 amino acids)
Cellular component (GO): Ski complex
Molecular function (GO): protein binding
Source: RefSeq, a predicted model, not a curated record
AUGUCCGGUACAAAAGCAGCUCUCAAAGCUGCAAAAGCUGCUUUGGAUGCGAACAAGUAUCAGGAUGCAAUUGAUCAAGCCAAGACGGUGCUGAGGACGGAUUCAAAUAACUACCAUGCCAAUGUAUUCCUAGGCCGAGCGCUCGAAAAGCUGGAUCAGAAUGAAGAUUCCGAAGAAGCUUACAAAAUUGCCAUUGGAUUAAAAGACAAAGACGCUUUAGCAUGGCAAGGGCUAGUGGGUCUUUACGAUAAGCAAGCUGGCAAGAAGCUUGACAGAUAUCAUGAUGCUGCGACUCGAUUAGCGGAGAUACACAUGAACGAGAAUGACAAGAUACGGUGUCAAACAGUCGUGCAAAAGUACACAGAAAAUGCCAAAAAGUACGGUUCUAGGGCACAAUACAAACAUUCUUUGGAGGUUCUACUGCCCACCACUACUCUGUAUGACUACCUCGAAGGUCAAAUUCCCCAACCAGCUUUCACAUAUUCCAAUAUCGCAGAUAUAGUAGAAGCGGAAGAAAAGGAGAAGAUCAACACUGAAAUUGGGCAACGGCGGACGCGUCUUGGAGCUAAGAUCGACCAAGUCACUUCAGAGGUUAAGAGAGAGGUGUUGGAGAACAGUCUGCUGGAGUCUCUGUACGAAAAUAUUAUCGACUGGACCCACGAUGACAAGAUCCGACGUCAAUGCGAGGAGAAACUCCUCCAGCAUGCAUACGAUACCCUCAUCGCCCUACCGACGGCGAAGAAGGAAGCGAAAAGGAAGCAAGUCCAGAAGAUGGCGCAAGGGUUGGUUAUCCUGAAGCACCAAUUCCUGCUUGCCUGGACAAUCGAUCUGGAGUGGAGAGAUGCCACAUACAUUGAGGAGAUGGAUGCUGGAUUACUCAGAGAGUUCAUUGCACUGUUUCCAGAUAGCGGGCUAAGCAAGCUAUUGAGAGGCUUCUUCGAUAGCGACAUUUCUCCGUUUCCGAAAUUGACAGGUCCCGCCCAAGAGCAGAACGAGGAGAGUGAACACAGUUCUCCAUUGUCCGGAGAGAACAGGCUCAUCCUCAUGACUGAAGGCAUGGAAGAGAGCUCAUCGUCAAUCCUAGCACGCCGUAUUAUGGGGCUCAUGUACUUACAUCUCGAAGAAUAUGAGAGCGCUGCGGCCACAGCAAGACAAGGGCUGCAGUGUAUUUUGAAUGAAUCUGGCAUGUCUGGCCUUGCCCUAGGAAAUUCGUUCGAUGCAAUAAGAACUAUUCUGGCCACAGCAUUGGUCCAAUUUCAGCCGCCGCGGCAUCACCCAGAAGCAAUGGAGCUGUUUGAGAAGGUACUCCACCACAAACCUACCGAGAGUUCUGCACUGAUCGGGAUCGGUUUGAUACUCGAAGAACAGGAGGAGUACGUCAAAGCCAUCGAAUUUUUCGACCGUGCUUUGAAGCGAAAUUCUGAACCUAAGAUAAAAGCCGAGGCGGCCUGGUGCAAAGCCCUGAAUGGCGACAGCGAGACGAGCCUGCAUGAGCUCGAGGAUUGCCUUCCAGAUAUGGAAGGUUCUGACACACGAGCAAAAUUGCUACGAUCUCAAACGCUGUAUCGGAUGGGUAUGUGCAUCUGGAACAGGGAAACUUCUAGCAAGGCGCGCAAAAAUCGUGAAGGGGCAUACGCUCGGUUUCUUGCUUCGCUGCAAGCAGACUUGAACUAUGCGCCUGCCUACACAAUACUUGGCAUAUAUUAUGCCGACUACGGGAGAGACAAGAAGCGUGCUCGAAAAUGUUUCCAAAAAGCUUUUGAGCUCUCAUCAUCUGAAGUCGAGGCCGCGGAGCGCCUUGCUCAAGCAUUUGCCAAAUCAGGCGAAUGGGACGUAGUUGAGGUCGUCGCCCAGCGAGUGGUGGAUUCUGGCAAAGUCAGAGCGGCUCCUGGGUCGAAAAAGAAAGGAGUCAGCUGGCCUUUUGCAGCUCUAGGAGUUGUUCAGCUCAACAACCAGGACUACCCAAAAAGUAUCGUCUCUUUUCAGUCAGCACUACGAUCUUCUCCCAACAACUACCAUUGCUGGGUAGGUCUCGGCGAAAGCUACCAUAACUCGGGGCGUUACAUUGCGGCCACCAAGGCUUUCGAACACGCCCAAAAACUUGAGACUUCCAAAGACAGUAGUGUCAAGGAUAAUUGGUUUUCGAAGUACAUGCUCGCAAACGUGAAGCGAGAGUUGGGCCAGUAUGAUGAUGCCAUUGCUGGAUAUCAAGAGGUCUUGAAAUAUAGACCUGCCGAAUUCGGAGUCUCUAUUGCCCUUUUGCAAAGUCUCGUUGAAGGCGCUUGGCACAACAUUGAACUUGGCUUCUUCGGCCGUGCAGCAGAUGCUGCGAGCGAAGCAAUAAGUGUUGCUACGAUCGUUGCAAAAGAACAUCACGAAGCUUUCAACCUUUGGAAAGCAGUUGCUGACGCCUGCGCCAUAUAUACCUAUGCAUCAGCGUACGGUUCAAGGCUCCCGACUCAAGUCUUGCUAUCGCUUCUGAAGGCCGACAUCAAUCUUGAGGUGUACACCGUUCUGGCAGAGAUAGAUGGAAUCAGUGAUAAGACGUUGCAGACUUUGACACAACCCGACCAGCAGACACCUUCUCUCCAGUUGAGCAUAAGCGCAGCGAUAUUGGCACAGAAACGUGCAAUUCACGCUUGUGCGAAUGACAUUCAUGCCAGAGCUGUUGCGUGGUAUAACCUCGGCUGGACAGAGCAUCGCGCGCACGUAUGCAGUCAGGGCGGGCCUACGACGGAGUCCAAGAAGAAGCUACUGAAAUAUCUCAAAGCAUCUGUACAGGCGUUCAAAAGAGCGAUCGAGCUCGAAGCUGGUAACGCUGAGUUCUGGAACUCUCUUGGCAUAGUGACAAGCGAACUCAACCCGAAAGUCUCCCAGCAUUCGUUUGUUCGCAGCCUUUACCUCAAUGAUAAGAUUGCAAGAGUCUGGACGAAUCUGGGAACACUGUAUCUGAUACAGAAUGACAUUCAGCUUGCUAAUGACGCUUACACACGAGCACAGUCUUCCGAUCCCGAUUAUGCUCAAGCAUGGCUUGGGCAAGGUCUGUUGGCCAUGCACGUUGGAGAAGUCAACGAAGCUCGAUAUUUGUUCACCCACGCUUUUGAGAUAGCGGAUUCGUCCUCUCCCAUGAUCAAGCGACAAUUCGCUAUGUCCAUAUUCGAUCAUCUCCUCUUAUCUCCAACAAGCAGCACGACAAGCGCGAUUCAGCCUCUGUUCGCUCUCCAUCAAUUACGCUCUCAAGUUCCUGCGGAUUCCGCUUUCCAGCAUCUCUCGUCCCUAUUCGCUGAGCGAGUCGGCGACUUCGGCGACGCAGCAGCUACACUCGACCAGGUCGCUUCAACCCUUGAAGCGAAGUACGAGACGUCAGAAUCUCCAGUCCUUCUCAUGCCCUUCGCGCUAGCAAAAGCAGAUCUGAGUCGAGCUCAAUUAGCAGAGCGAGAGUUUGAGGCUGCGGCCGAGAAUGCAGAGGCAGCUCUUAACCUCUCCGAAGAAGAAUAUGUGAAGAACGAGGCUCGUCAAAAAGUCCGACUCUCGGCGCAUAUGACAGCUGGUUUAGCCUACUACUAUCAAGGGAUGAUGGACCAAGCUAUCAGCAUGUUCCGAAGCGCUUUGGAAGAGACGCAAGGUAAUCCCGACAUAGUAUGUCUUCUGGCACAAGUACUAUGGGCGAAAGGCGGCGACAAAGAACGGAGCGUUGCUCGAGAGCAGUUAUUUGAUUGCGUAGAGAACCACCCUGGUCACUCAGGCGCCAUCAUUCUCCUCGGUGUCAUUGCUGUUCUAGACGAUGACCGAGAUACCAUUGAAGCCGUGACUGUGGAUCUAGAAGGACUGCGAACCCGAGACUCCUUGACUGUCCAGGAGCAAAGCAAAGUCGCCGAGCUACUGACGACUAUUUCCGCGCUUUUCCCUGGUGAGGAAGGGCAAGACGCGUCAGAGAUGUCGCAAGCAACCACCACCACUAUGCUUGCACCUUCACAGCCCCACGGCUGGGCACAGCUGGCUGGUCUUUCAAAAGAAAGCUAUCCUGCAACAAUGGCUGUGCUUACAGCAACCAAAGCUUGUCCACCUGGAGGUAAUCUUGAUGCACAUGACCUUUCCAAGGCUUACUCGGGAACAACGAGGCUCGAUGAUGCACAGAGAGCUGUCAUGGUUGCCCCUUGGACUGCUCAGGGGUGGGAAGCCCUUAUCUGA